Messenger RNA from Manduca sexta (tobacco hornworm), 4426 nucleotides. Its product is annotated as G-protein coupled receptor Mth2. The record is from RefSeq and is a predicted model, not a curated record. Gene Ontology annotation, molecular function: G protein-coupled receptor activity. The transcript is spliced from 8 exons. The coding region runs from base 80 to 1309 and encodes 409 amino acids. Gene Ontology annotation, biological process: G protein-coupled receptor signaling pathway; cell surface receptor signaling pathway. Gene Ontology annotation, cellular component: membrane. NCBI's taxonomy places the organism in Eukaryota, Metazoa, Arthropoda, Insecta, Lepidoptera, Sphingidae.
AACCGUCAGUAAUAACUGACACAGUGUGGAGAACACACGUUCGCACGAUUUGGGCUAAGCUCGCUUACGAUCGUACUUCAUGAUGCUGUCAAUAUUUUUGUUUAUGUUUAUACUAUUACGAAGUAGCGCUCUCGAUGUUCGCGAAUGUUGUUCGGAUGGUGAAGUGAUAUUACCUAUAAAACAAGGACACUAUUGUUGGGAUAAGGCAAGGAAUACAACCAGUAACUAUACGCUGGUAUGCAAAGAGUACUACAUAACAUUAGCAAGAUUCAAUGUGUCCGACACUGGAGCUUUGCUUAUCCCUCUCCGCAACAAGAGCUUUGAACAUACAGGAGACUUUUGCGUGGGUACCCAAAUUACCAAUUUAAGCCAAUCCAAAUUAAGGCCAUUAGCCAUACUAUGCAGCGACGAAGAAGAUCAAAUUAUAGACGACCACAUUCUGGGAUACUGCAUGAUCGUUUCAGUAAUAUUUCUCGCGAUUACGGCAGGAAUUUAUACAGCCUUACCAGAACUCAGAGACCUCCAGGGAAAAAGUAUUAUAAACUUUUGUAUCUCUUUGGCAAUUGGACUUAGUAUAUUGACGAUCAUGAAGAUAAUGGAAUAUUCAGAUAUGAACCUAUGUGCAGUGCGCGGAUUUUUAGCAUAUUUUUUUAUGAUCGCCAGUUUUUUCUGGACCAAUGCCAUAUCAAUACAAGUUCUAAUAACAACGAGGCAACCGAACAUGAUUGCUGAUUAUAGAUGGAAAUACUUUAUAUGGUACGCGCUAUAUGCGUGGGGUGUCCCAAUAUUACUGACUACGGCGAUGGCUAUUGUCAACUUUCAUCCGGGUGACCACGAAAAACCUGGAAUUGGAUUAAACCACUGCUGGUUCUUCUCUAAAGCAUUACAAUGGGCCUACAUGUACAGUAUAAUGACGAUACUCCUGAUAGCAAAUAUUUGCAUUUUCAUCUACAUAUCUAGAAUAAUAUGGAAGACUAGAUUCACAUCGAGUCAUUUGAAAAUCGUCAGAUACAAGUUCAUGAUGACGAUACGUCUGGUUAUCCUUAUGGGAAUCCCGUGGGUUACAGAAAUGAUAAGCUCGUUAAUGCCAAACACCAUCAUAUGGACAAUCGUCGACGUAUUCAACACGCUUCAAGGAUUUUUGAUAUUUUUGGUAUUGGUCGUAUUCCGCCUCCGUGUUAUAAAGGCAAUGCACGCGCACGGCUGGCUAUGCUGUUUCUCAAAGCACGUCGACAAACACCUAGCGGCCAAGGAGGACGACGAAGACAACGUGAUCCAGCACACCGAACUACCAACUAUGGAUACCUAAAAAUCACAAUUACUUCACAUACCCUCGAAAUUCUUACCAAGAAUUCUUAGGUAUGAAGGUUACCUCAUGAUGAUUUCCUUCGCCGGUAAAGCGAAGCCAAUAAUUCAUUGAUUAACGACAGACACGUAACUUCGAAAAGUGAGGGGUGUGUGACUUAAGUUUGAACCUGCUAACUUUCGUCUCGGCAUACCGUAUCAUUCCCAACUAGACUAUAGCGCGAUUAAUAAUUUUACUAUUUCCUAAAUACUAAUAAUAUCGAAUAAUACAUGAAUACCAAAGAAAAUAUCUUUAUGUACGUAUUAUUUAAAUAUUUAGGUCAACGCGAAUACAUUUAAUUAAUUUGAAAUAAUAUCUCUAAUAAGUGUUACUUAUUAUUUUAUUUUGUGGGUCACAAUUAUUUUAAUAUUACCAUACGUUUAAAAUCUAUUUUUCUCUUACUUUCAUAAAAAUAUGGAGUUUCCCUAGACAACAAACUAUUAAUAAUUAAAGUUAAAAGAUGGAUUGUAAAACAAAUAAAUUAUGGCUAAAUUCAUUUCCACGUUCAUAACCACAUCUCUAUGUGGUUAAUUAUUGCUCAUUAAGCUUGAAGAUUUAUUACAAAGCAAACAAUGAAUUGUUACGGUUUAUAAUUAACUAACGGUUGCUCGUGACUUCGUUCGAGCGAAACAUUAUAAUAUCGUGAGUCAUCGAGACUGAGCAUUCUAUCGCAGUAGUUUUCGACUAAUAGGGGACCGACCUGCGUUUGAUUUUGGACAUUAUUCUAUAUGUAAUGAUUAAUAAUACGAAAAAGAAACCCUCCUGCGAAAACUGCAUUUAAAUUGGUUAAAAAAUGAGCCAGUAAUUCAUAUUUCAAAUAUUAUUAUGUGCCGAAGUGGGCGCGAAGUGGGAAUAUCGCUUCAUCUCUUUCUUUCAUACGCGUCGUAAUGCCUGAUGACGUCACACGUGGGUAUUGCGCCUCUUUUCUGUUUUUCGGUACUUACCCCUUCUACCGAAAUUGAAAGAUUUAUAGCUUUUUGAUUUUUUACUGGAUUUAAAUAAUUCUUUCUGUGUUAUAAUUAAGAUAACGUAAAUAUUUGAUAAUAAUAAAGAACAAAAAUGAGUCCGGUCCCCUAUUAUAAUUGACCAAUCUCAAAGGCAAUCAAUACCGACCUUACGACCCAGCUUUAAGCCGUUCGAUAAGGUGGUAAACUAAUGACUCUAGAAAGAUGAACUUUUGUUACAUUUUUUACGUUAUAUACGCAAAGUUAAAUAAUGGCUAAAAUGGCAAUGAAUAUUUAGUAGUAGGAAAUAAGGAUUUUUAUAAGGAAGUUAGUCAUUUUUGUAGUUAAUAACAUAAAUUUCGUAUUUAAGUUAAUGUUUAUAGUUAAAAGUAAGAAUCGGCGGUAUAUGAUAGAAUCAUACACUAUUUCUGUGAUAAUUGUAAUGCUGUAAAUUUUGAUAAAAUUUAUACUGUCCAAAAACUUGAUGACAUGAUCUUAGGGCCAUAUUAAUAAAUCACUCUCAUCUUUGAGGAAAAUUUCAAGUAGACAUUUAAUGUUUUGAAUUAUUUAAUUUAAAAUUAAUGUUCUCAGCUGAAUCGACGCUAAUACAUAAACAAAAGACAGCUCAGAAUCUGUCACAAUAUGUGACUUGAAAUGUUAUUUCAGGUGAUGUUAAUAUGGGUUUAUCUUAAAUAGCGACUAUGUUAAGAUGCCGACCUACAUUUGACAGCGUCUCAGCUGAUAUCGAUCUUGAGAGCGUAAUUGAGUUGCAUUUAUAAAUACGGCCCUUAGUGUUACACUUGGUAGUUAAUGAUAUGACAAGUUAGCGCGCGCGGCCCUUGUUAGCCGAACGUAAACUCGGCCCUUGAUGGCUAAGUAUGAAUUGUGCCCGAAAUGGCUCAAUAUGAACAGUGCUAUGGAAACAAAUUUAUUUUAUAUUGAAGUAAUAGGGACGCACGCGAAGCGAAUAUUUGCUGAUCUAAAAAAAUAUAAGGUUGCAAAGUACAGUCAGUGUUUUUGAAAAAAAUGUGCCUAAGGGGAAAACAUAAGUGACCAAAGUUCGUAGAUAUGGGAAGUUUGCCAUUUUUGAAAUAAGAGACACGAAAAUUGAUAUUUAGGCUUGUGUCUCAAUGUCGUCAUUUAUAAUUUGAAAAUAGGCCAAUAAAACCUAUCAAAUCUGCUUUAAUGAAAGCUAUUAAAAUGUUUAUCUUGUAAAAUAUAAUAUGGAGUUUAUUACAAUAAUGUGAAAACGCUCUUAGACUAUGCCUUAUUGGUUCUGGUUAAUAUACUUCGUUGCAAUUUUAUCAGUAAUUGCUAAAAUUAAGUCUGCUUUAAUAAGUGUAAAUAGUUAUUUUGAUAAGAUUUUUUAUAUUUUUUAUGUAAGUAGAUAGGUAGUAAGAUAUCAAAUAUUUUUUUUUUACUUAGGCUUUAAAUAAUGAAUAUACACUGAUAUUUUUUAUACUUUUUACUAUUUCUUUAUUUUAGGAAGAUUUACAGACAAAUUAUAUCAGUAAAGGUUAAACACCAGAUAUAGUCCUAUACUAAUUACAAAUCAUCGCCAGUAAAUAAUGCAUCGCAAUACCAUAAAAUUAUAUAAGAAAAUGCAUUUUAUAAAGCUGCAUUUAUUGUAUAAACAACAGAAUUACAUAAUUUUAGUGUUCGUUUAUCCUUGUAAGUAUUAAGUACGUAUACAAAUAAAUUUGUAUCGAUGUUUGUAACUGUUUGUAGUCUGUUUAAUCUUAAUAAUCCUUCGUACUAAUGUUAUAAAAGUAAAUAUUUAGAUGUUUGUAUGUUUGUUAGAAGUAAACGCAGAAACAACUGAACGGAUUUGGAUGAAAUGCGGCACACUGAGGAUCAUUGGAACAUGUUCUAAUUUAAUAGAAAUGCUACUUUCUAUCCAGAAUAUAUGCUUCCGUACGAAAAAUAAGAUUCUUUAAGUAGAUGGCCCUGCCGUAUUUCAAAUGGCGCUACUGAUCGAAACAGUGAUUUAGGGACUAUUGUAGUGGGAAAGCUUAUCCACGUGGGCGAAAGCGUGAGCAAUUCGUAAUAGAAUUAUAAUAUACCUGUGCUUAAUUUUUUUUGUAUCUAAAUACAUAUUCAUGUAAGUAUACAAAUAAAUAAAAGUUAAAAUGCUUUA